Molecule: messenger RNA, 2591 nt
Organism: Salvelinus fontinalis (brook trout)
Lineage: Eukaryota; Metazoa; Chordata; Actinopteri; Salmoniformes; Salmonidae
Product: beta-1-syntrophin-like
Exons: 5
Coding region: 249-1595 (448 amino acids)
Cellular component (GO): intracellular anatomical structure; synapse; dystrophin-associated glycoprotein complex
Molecular function (GO): protein binding; structural molecule activity
Source: RefSeq, a predicted model, not a curated record
AUGUCAUUUGAACUUGAGCACAGCUCUCGGUAGUGUUCUGUGUGGAUAGAAAUGUGAUUUGCUUAGUGGGAUUGCCCUUCCAGUUUGCUCCACCCAAAGAGGAUAUGGGCUGUUGGAGCAGGUUAUGUUGCCAAAAAAAAGAGCCGUUAGCUGAAGUUGCUGAACUAUUGGAAAAGCCAUGCUGAGAAGUUCGGGGGUAAAGUCCUAUGUGAGUUUUAAUCACAUGGCAUUUUAAGAAUGCUUCAAAGAUGGCGGUAGCUACAGUAAUUUCGGGGAACAGAGUACAAAAAAGUGGCUUUUUGGAGGUUUUAGUGAGGGACCGAUGGCACAAAGUUUUGGCCAACUUGAACGAAGAAGCUCUAACGUUGAGUUGCGAGGACCUGGGAGAGAAUGUGACCCUAAACGGCAUCACUAAUGGAUCUUACGGGUGCAACGCAACUCACCCGGAUCACACAAACAGUCCGAAAACUGCGGCGAGGACAGCUUUCACGGAUUUACAGGAGCAAGUCCCAGAGGCGAUCGCCAACAGAAAAAGAUGUGUGAAAGUAAUAAAGCAAGAGGUAGGAGGACUCGGCAUCAGCAUAAAGGGAGGAAAAGAGAAUAAAAUGCCGAUACUUAUUAGUAAGAUCUUCAAAGGUCUGGCUGCGGAUCAAACCCAAGCCUUAUAUGUCGGUGACGCGAUUCUAUCGGUGAACGGUGUGAACCUGCGGGACGCUACGCAUGACGAGGCGGUGCAGGGGCUCAAACGAGCCGGGAGAGAGGUGACGCUAGAAGUGAAGUACAUGAGAGAAGCCACCCCCUAUGUGAAGAAGGGUUCUCCUGUGUCAGAGAUAGGCUGGGAGACGCCCCCACCUGAGUCUCCGAGGCUGGGUAGCCCCCACUGUGACGUCCCCGUCACCCCCACCAUGUCCCUACAGGGGGACAGGAGGUACAUCCCCUUAAAGAUGUGUUACGUCACCAGGAGCAUGACUUCUCCGGACCCUGAAAACAGGCAGUUAGAGCUGCACUCUCCGGACGCCAAGCAUACUGUGGUGUUACGGUGUACAGACACAGCCUCGGCCCAGGCCUGGUUCGAGGUCAUGCAGUCGGCGACCUCUAACCUCAUCAACAAGGUCAUCACAGAGGUCAAAGAGCACACGGGAAGAACAGGAAUCGCAGGGAGCAGAGAGAUCAGACACCUGGGCUGGCUGGCUGAGAAGACGGAGAAUGAGAAGCAGCAGUGGAAGCCAGUGCUGGUGAUGGUGACGGAGAAAGACCUGCUCCUCUAUCACAGCCUUCCACGCAUGAAGGCAUCCUGGCACAGCCCUGCACACACAUACCCGCUGUUAGCUACACGGCUGGUGCACUCUGGCCCAGACCGAGGCUCUCCCCAGCCGGGGGUGGAGCUGUCCUUCGCCACACGUACAGGAACCAGACUGGGCAUCGAGGCCCACCUGUUCAGAGCUGAGACCUGUCAGGACCUUUCACUGUGGACCAGGCACAUCGUUACGGGCUGUCACUCUUCUGCCCAGAUGAUCAAAGAAGUCACUACCAGUGAGUACCACUACACCGACCCUGCUAUAAGACUGUGUGAGCCCACUGAGCUAAAGCCUUGAUUAACCAAGCCACUACCAGUGAGUACCACUACACCGACCCUGCUAUAAGACUGUGUGAGCCCACUGAGCUAAAGCCUUGAUUAACCAAGUCACUACCAGUGAGUACCACUACACCGACCCUGCUAUAAGACUGUGUGAGCCCGCUGAGCUAAAGCCUUGAUUAACCAAGUCACUACCAGUGAGUACCACUACACCGACCCUGCUAUAAGACUGUGUGAGCACACUGAGCUAAAGCCUUGAUUAACCAAGUCACUACCAGUGAGUACCACUACACCGACCCUGCUAUAAGACUGUGUGAGCCCACUGAGCUAAAGCCUUGAUUAACCAAGUCACUACUAGUGAGUACCACUACACCGACCCUGCUAUAAGACUGUGUGAGCCCACUGAGCUAAAGCCUUGAUUAACCAAGUCACUACCAGUGAGUACCACUACACCGAUCCUGCUAUAAGACUGUGUGAGCCCACUGAGCUAAAGCCUUGAUUAACCAAGUCACUACCAGUGAGUACCACUACACCGACCCUGCUAUAAGACUGUGUGAGCCCGCUGAGCUAAAGCCUUGAUUAACCAAGUCACUACCAGUGAGUACCACUACACCGACCCUGCUAUAAGACUGUGUGAGCCCACUGAGAUAAAGCCUUUAUUAACCAAGUCACUACCAGUGAGCCUAGGUAGACAUUAGCUUGGGGAGUAACUCAAAUCAAGGUUAGUUAUCAUGUUAGUGUGAUUGUAACAUAGACGGGUUUGUCAGUCUCAGUACAGUACUCAGAGCUGCAGUGUUUGGUAAGGGGGUGUUACUGCCGGUCAGUCACAUGGAAGACAUUGAGAAAGGAGUGUUUUUAGAAAGGAAUGUCACUGUGAGAUCCUGUGUGUGUGUAGUCUGUGUGUGGUCUGUGUGUGGUCAGUCUGUGUGUGGUCUGUGUGACCUGUGUGUGUGUGUGUAGUCUGUGUGAGGUCUGUGUGUGGUCAGUCUGUGUGUGUGUGGUCUGUGUGACCUGU